Cucurbitaria berberidis CBS 394.84 is the source of this 981-nucleotide messenger RNA. RefSeq lists its product as uncharacterized. Lineage: Eukaryota; Fungi; Ascomycota; Dothideomycetes; Pleosporales; Cucurbitariaceae. The transcript has a single exon. The coding region runs from base 43 to 540 and encodes 165 amino acids. The record is from RefSeq and is a predicted model, not a curated record.
GGAAAACAAGUUUGCUUGCAAGGUACCAAGUCGGCUGGUUGGAUGAGAGUGCUCGAAAACGCACAGGGUGGCGUUUCUUGCCAGUCCAGACCGGGACAUGGUCAAACUCUACCAAGCAUCCAUACAAAAGUCUACACGCUCCCCUGCGCGUAUGGGCUUCCAAGGUUCUUCUACACCACUGUUUUUUUCUUCUUGCGGGAUUUUCUAAGCUCGAAUGAGGUGGCCGGACGGGUCGCUUUCAUCCGUAUGCAGGUAUUUCGAAGAAUCUUGGUUUGUUGUCUUGUCCCCACCCCCUCGUUUACAGACCAAGUGUCGACUGGAAUACAACUGGUCGGAUCGCUUGAGUGCCGAUGCAUGGCAGUAUUGACCGCAGAAAUAAGAGAAAUAGGCGUUUCAAAACACUUCUCAGAAGCAAGAUCACGCGACUGCUACCGAGGCGACAGCGAGCGAUUCCUAAUCUCUUCUCAGUUUCCACCUGUCAGUGUUGCGCCAUGGACUAACUCCUUCCUUGGCAAGUUAAACAGCACGCUGUUUCUCUGACUUCAACGUUGCUGGUUAUCUUCUUUCCAAGUAGUUGUACCCUCUCUUUCCAUAUCCUAUCUCCCUUCUCGUAGUCCUUGCUAACCUACCCUAACUGACAGUACCACAUCGUACAAUACAUCUUUCCUCCACGUCGUACCGAUUGUAGCAAUACCACCACUCGCUGGUACGAUACGAAUCUUCCAUACAUGCACUGACACAUCUCACUGCGGCAUAUACACCAGAGCAUUCGCCCCGCUAGUCACUCCAGAUGCAUAGCGCAGUCUAAAUGUAGCGACCUACCUACGGCCUUUUGACGCUCAAUCGCUUUGGCGUAGGCGCCUUGAGCUGUAGCUGUCGCAGGGGAUAUCCACCUACUCUAUGCGGUUGUUCUGCCUGCCAUGGACUCUUCCUCUAACAAACUAUGAGGACAGAAUAUCCAUGAGCUAACGGUGAGACUGC